AUGGAGGCGGCGGCGGCGGCGGGCGAAGGCAAGGCGGGCCAGGGCCGGAACGGCCACGCCGAGGGCCCGGCGGCGGAGGAGCGGCGGGGCGGCGGGGCCCGGCUGCGGGGAUGCCGCGGGUUCCUGCGGCGCAACGCGCUGGUGCUGCUGACGGUGUCGGGGGUGGUGGCCGGCGUGGCGCUGGGGGCCGCCGUGCGCGGCGCGGCGCUGGGCCCGGCGCAGGUCGCCUACCUGGCCUUCCCCGGGGAGCUGCUGCUGCGGAUGCUGCGCAUGGUGAUCCUGCCGCUCGUGGUCUGCAGCCUGGUGUCGGGCGCCGCCAGCCUGGACACCCGCUCGCUCGGCCGCCUGGGUGGCAUCGCGCUCGCCUAUUUCCUGGGCACCACGCUGCUCGCCUCCGGCCUCGCCGUCGCCCUCGGCUUCAUCAUCCGCCCCGGCGCCGGUGCGUCCGCGCUCAACACCCAGCUGGGGCUGCCGGGAGCGCUGCCCACCAGCAAGGAGACGGUGGACUCCUUCCUCGACCUCAUCAGAAACCUGUUUCCUGCAAAUCUUGUUGCUGCGGCUUUCCGAACGUAUGCGACGGACUAUAGGAUAGUGCUCAGGAACACUACCUCUGGAAAUGCCACAAAGGAAAAGAUCCCCAUUGGUACUGAGAUCGAGGGGAUGAACAUCCUGGGACUGGUGCUGUUUGCUCUGGUUUUAGGAGUGGCUCUGAAAAAGCUUGGCCAGGAGGGGGAAGAUCUGAUUCGCUUCUUUAACUCGUUCAAUGAGGCAACAAUGGUGUUGGUAACCUGGAUCAUGUGGUAUGUACCUAUUGGCAUUAUGUUCCUUGUUGGGAGCAAGAUCGUUGAAAUGGAAGAUAUUGUGCUUCUGGUGACCAGUCUGGGAAAAUACAUCUUUGCCUCCAUCCUGGGCCACGUCAUCCACGGAGGAAUCAUUCUGCCGCUUAUUUAUUUUGCAGCCACACGGCAAAAUCCCUAUCGUUUUCUCUUAGGACUUAUCACACCACUUGCCACUGCGUUUGCAACUUGCUCCAGCUCAGCCACGCUCCCGUCCAUGAUCAAGUGUAUUGAGGAGAACAACGGAGUCGACAAGAGGAUCAGCAGGUUUAUCCUUCCCAUUGGGGCCACUGUGAACAUGGAUGGAGCUGCUAUUUUCCAGUGCAUGGCAGCUGUGUUCAUUGCUCAGCUGAACAAUGUCGACCUCAACCCUGGGCAGAUCUUCACAAUUCUCGUGACGGCCACGGCGUCCAGCGUGGGAGCGGCCGGGGUCCCUGCCGGAGGCGUCCUCACCAUCGCCAUCAUCCUGGAGGCCAUCGGGCUGCCCACCAACGACCUGUCCCUCAUACUGGCCGUGGACUGGAUCGUGGACCGAACCACCACAGUUGUGAACGUGGAAGGGGAUGCCCUGGGAGCGGGCAUCCUGAAUUACCUGAAUGAAAAAGACAAGAAGGAGCGAGAGCAGGAGCUAAAGGAAGUCACCGUGGAGGCAGUGGCUAACAGCAAGUCUGAAGCGGAAACGUCACCUUUGGUAACCCACAAAAACCCGGUCUCCAACACAAGCAGUACGGCAGACCCUGAAUCCAAGGAAUCAGUGUUGUGAACUCGAGGCCGCUCGUCAAGACCAGUCCUAGAGGUGGCCCAGGGACUUGUCAACGCACCCAGACGUUUGCAGCGCGACCAGGGGCUGGAUGGCUCUUGGAAGCGCUCAGCUCCAGUCCGUUUUGAAAUACGCUGGCCUGGGGAAGGGGAGGGAGGUGGGGUGGGCAGAGAAGGGGUGUUGAGGAGGAGCACUCUCUUUAUUAUAGUGUUUUGAUAGUUUAUAUGUGUACAUGUGUACAUGUACGUGAGAACUGCCAUUGAGGCUUCUCGAGGUGUAACAAGACUUCCAUUAGUGAAGGCUCAGAUGAGUUAAAGAUAGGGGGGUAGACAAACCCAGUGCAUGCUUAUCGUAGGGAAAAGAUUUUGCUGCUGUUUGAAUGGAAAAGCAGUCUAGAAACUCCAGAGUGGGUGAAAAUGUUGCUUAAAUUUGUUUUCUACCCUGGAAACACUUACCGACCAUUACAGCCGUGAUAGGAAGCAACAUUUUUCUCCCACUCCCCUUCCUCUCAUGUUCUCCGAUCCAUUAAAAACAUUGAAUAUGUCCUUAAAACUAGCUGUUUACUAUUUUUAAUUUUUUUGUUGUUUCAUACCUAAAUUAGUAGCUUAUAGGCACUUGUUUCAUUCUCCCACUGCAUUGCAGCUCACAGCAGCUUUUCCUGCCUUUUGGUGAGUAACUCCCAAACUGUGGGGCCAAACAGAGGAGAUCUUCAUGCAGAUCAAGGAUGGGUUUCCUCCUUUCUUCUAACCAAGCUGUUAAGGAAAAAAAUUGAGAAGAAGAGCAAAUUUUGUUAAAGUAAUCCCUUUAUGGCUAGAAAAAACAUAGAGUCUGUUCCAGCAUUAGUAUGUCUGAAAGAGGCUUGCCUGUGACAACAUCCAUAAAUCCAUAAGUCAGUUCCCCCCAUGAAAACACACAUGAUCCUCUGCUAGCAAGCCAUGUCCUGCUCAUGUUUACUUAAUGGGUCAAUCCAAACAACUUCACUCGUGCUCUCUUCCAGCAAAAUUGAGUAGGGGAGGAAAAAUUCUGAACACACAUCAUGUGGAAACUGAUGACAGGCAAGUCUGAGUCUUGGCUUGAAAGGGGAAGAGAAGAGAGGAAUUUAUAACCCCAGUGAUCUCUGUGUGGGAGCUGGCUACCCAUUCCUGCUAGGAGUUUGGUCCUGCCAUAAAUGUUCUUUUGGCAGCAGUUUACUUUUAGUAAUUCUAGGUGAUGCUGGGUCAGGGUAAUGCUUUAAUGGCAGAUGGUAGCUUUUGCUUGGAGCUCAGCCAAAUGCUUCUGGAUUCUUACUCCUCCUUUUUGCCUUUACAGUGUCGUUCCUGAAUUUGCAACCCCAGCCUGAACAAAUCCUGGCAAACUUAUUACAAAGAUCCUGUUGAUUUAUCUUGGCUCUUUGGAUGCUAAUAGUUAAAAAUUAUGACUACACACGCCAAGAUUUGCCUGGACUUGUCCUGUUUUCCCUUGGCUACUUCAACAAGAGGUUGCCUGUGGUCCAUCUCCACACCGUUAAUUCAGCAAUAUAUAUUUACACUUAGCUUUGAUAUAAAGUAAUGCUAAAGUCUCCCUUUUUCUUUCUCCUCUCUUGCUUCAGAGGAAUCUAUCUUGGAAAGAUACCAGCACUAGGAAGAGGCAACUCCAGUUCCAUAGCAGCAGCUUCCUUCCUUUGCAAAGCAUCCUUCCUGGUGGAGGGACGCAAUGAAUUUUGCAGAAAGACGCUCAGAGUGAGAUAUGGCCACCCCUGAGGGAGGAGAGCGCAGUGAGUGCGUCAUGACUGGCUGCUUAAUCCUGUGCACUGGAGCCAUGCAGACAAUCCAAGUAGGAAAGGAUUAGUCAGCCCACUGGGAAACUGCAGGUGGAGUUCCUUCUUAACCAGUUUAUUUAUAAUCACGUCCACAGAAUUUGGUCAUUCCUUGGCUCGUCUUCAAAAUGGAAGGAGACAAACACAAUUCUGUAGGGGUGUCUUUUGCCCAGCAGAUCAACUUUGUAUUUCUUCCUGUUAGAAUCAUCCCGACUCCUUUCAACUCAGGAAACUAAAAGAACAUUUUUAAGCCUAAUUAUCUCUUUGAAAUAUCUGAGUGCACCAGAACCCCAGUUACUUUGAUUUUAAAAUAGUAUGUGGAUGUCUCAAGGAAGCUGAAAAUCCCGACUGUCCCCUGUAGGCUGGGUUCUGUAGUUGUAUUUUAUUCCUCAUCAGGCAUUUAGCUCCCAUGCUUUUGUGAGACCCCCCUGGAAUACUCUGUACAGUUCUGGUGUUCCCAAUAUCAGAAGGACAUGGAACUGUUGGAGCUCAGAUCUUCACUGAACACCCCUCCCAGUCCCCACUGGUGGAUUGCCAUGUUUUGCAUCGAUGUGGGUGUCUAGUCCCAUGUAAAGCUUGUUAGAGCAGCUGGAUUUAAGGAGGUCAAAUCAUUCUCAUAGCAGGAAUUUAAUCAUGGAAGUCUGACAUUCCUUCUCUUGGAAAAAGAUAUCAUAGGAUUCAUACGAACCAUGAGUAUUCAGCUCUUAAACUGAAGAGAGUCAGCUCUUGGUCGCUUUUUUCUUUUUUUUAAGAGGAAAUAAAUUCCAUGUAGAAAACACUGUUUUCUAUUUGAUUUUAGGUUGGUUUUUUGUUGUUUUGUUUUUCUGGAAAGUACAAGUUCUCUCCUCAGCUCAUGUCCUACCCUCUAGCACAGGAAUUGCUUUUUGAGAGAAAGGUAUGGAAAUUACAUGGUGUGUUUCUUGGGGUGUCCUGUGCAAGGCCAGGAGUUGGACUCGAUGGUCCUCAUGGGUCCCUUCCAACUCAGUGGAUUCUAUGAAAUAUUGAAGAAUUUGCAAACCUUUUUUUUCAGUGAAGUUUCUUUGACCAUUUUGCACCAUCUUUUAUUUCUUCGCUGGGAUUGAUUUUUCACUCCAUGCUUUAUUUAUCACUGCCUGGUCUCAUCCUGUUUCCUGGGAUACCUUAUGUUCUUUUUACAUUUCAGUGGCUCAGGAACAAGUAGGAGAGUGGACAGAGUUUUGAGGGCUCCAGUUUACAUUCUGCCUUGAGCCUAGGUAAUUUAGAGUUGCUCUGAGAGUGCAGAGCAGUAUCUGUCUCUCACACUGAGAAAGGUGCUUGUUCUGUGCUGUGAGAUGUGGCUGUAGAUGCCUGAAAAACCAUAGUGAGCAGUGGAAGGUGCCAGGAUUGACUGCUUUUGGGAUAUUUUCAGUAAAGAUCUUGCAUUCCUAAGAACUGAGCUUUAGCUGGAUCUUGGUGUUGGUAACUGCACUACAAGGCUCAGUAAUUACAGAGGACUUCAGACCCUUCUGGGGAUGUCUCUUGCAAUCAGGGUGGCUUUUGUGUUGAAAACUAGAGCCAUUCCCAGGGUGUCCCCUGCCAGGAUGUGUCAAACGGGACCGUGUCCUUCCGAUAGAACAGAGACGCGGAGCUGGCCAAAGUACCACAUCAGUGGUGAAACAAUCUCUGCUUUGUCUUUUCUGGGCAGCCCUGAGGAGGCAGUGGCCCUGAGCUGGAGGUGGUGAGAGACUGGGGGGAGUUUGGAAGGGGCGGGAAUGUUUCCUGGUGUUUCCUCUGUUCCCAUACUCUUCCCUGGGCAUUUGCUGUGGCCGGUGCCAGAUACGGUCAUGAGCCAGUGCCACCGUUCCUGUUCUCCUGUGGUUCCUCGUUAUUUUGCAGCAAGAACAAUGAAAUCUGGGGUGUUUGGGCAGUUCCUCUUUCAGUCAUCUCUGUGACUGAUCAGCCAGGCAUAUGUUGUAGGUUGUGUCCUCCCUCAAGAGCUUGCAAAAGGGACAAACCCACCACCUCUUCUGCAAAGAUUUGCAGCAUUGGUCAACAGUCUGGGAUAAAUCUUCACUCUGGUCCUCUGCUGACACAGUGCAUUUCUGCAGCCUCUGUAAAGCAUCAUCCUGUUGGAAAUGAUAAUUUUUAAUCCUGACCCUCCCACAGGCAGUCAGCAGCGGGCCUCAGGUACCAAGUCAAAAGACCAAAAUAUAAACUCUCACCAAAGAAUAAUUGUCACAUCUUGACUGGUUUUAACAGAGCCUUGGUAGUUAAUAAUCACAGAGCUCCCUGUAAUGACUGAUGUGGUGACAGGUGAACAGCACAGAAUUAGGCAGGUUGCGUAAUUCCUUUACCUGUGCUUCCUUUUCUGUAAAAUAGGUUUACAGAUAUUCAUGUGUUUCUCAAAGGCCAUAGUGUGGAAGACAGGGAGUUGCAAUGUUUGGAAAGCACUCUUAAGACACAGAGCAGUAAAUCUUGAAGACUAAUGAACUUCUCAAAAAUCCGAAAGGAAUCGAAUAAUUAAAGUUGCACUGUGCUAGAGGGGGAAUGACUGAUGGAAGGAUCAGGUGGAUGCAUUUGCUGGGCUAAUUCGAGGGGAGCAGGUGUCAGUGUGAGCUGCAGUUCGGAAAAGGGAUGUGACUUGGUCAAGGGCAACACAGUGCCCUGUUCCAUCCGCCUCCUUCCAUCUCCACCUGACACGCCAUGAAAGCUUAGGCUCAGGUAAAUGAACAGACAUCACCAUGGAUUCGACAUCUAAAGUGGGAGUCUUGACAGCUUAGUUCCUGACUAGUUUCAGUGGGAGAAGGAGCUUUUCAGCUCGGAGAACAAGUUGUCUUGUUGUCAGUAUGGGUGACAAAGCUGGAGAAAAAGCGAGGAGAGCUGGAAGGCUGCAGGGGCAGCGUCACAGGAGACAGGGUAAGCAAGAGGAUAGAGAAGCAUCUUUUCCUCAGCAUUUUGCUAUGGAUAGGGUCAAAGAGGCUGCAGGCACUUGUCUGGCAUGUAGCAGAGACAACACAAAUCCCUGCCUGCUGCUUGGGCGGGAUUUGCAGGCAGAGGCAGGAGUGCUGAGGUUUCUGACAUGCACCAAGGCAGCAGCAUGCGGAGGCCAGCCUGGAGCUCUGAUAAGCUGCUGCUGGCUGCUGGCCAUGACCAGGGGAACAGCGGCACAGUUCUGGAUCAGGGAUUGACCCACAUUCCUCCUUGCAGGAUAGCUGGGACAAAUGCUCCUCAGAUAAAUGCAUGGAGACCAUUAUUCUCCCAGGACAAAGACUGACUUGUUAUCUAUGGGAGCAUAUUGAUGAAAGCCAUGCUCACUUGCUGCUUCAGUUUCUGGCAGGAGGGAGAAGGUUUUGACAAAUGAUCUAAAACGUUUUCCAGACUUUGGGCAGCACAUUGAGACAGUUGCCCCCUGAAUAUUUUAACUCUGACAAUAAGUGAUCAAGAGCCUCAUUUGGCUCCCGUAGGUCUUCACGUCUGAGCGCUGUCUUGGGAAGUUAAUGUUAACACGGGAUUCAUCCUCUGCGUGGGGUCUUUGCAGACAUUUGUGACCAGCAGGCAUAAUUUCACAGCUCUACGAGUGAAUGAAUACAGAAAAAGGUGAAAGAACUCUUGUGAGUCACAUGAAGAGCAGCCAAGCCAGCUAGGAGCAGACUCUGAAUCCUGAAGCCAGGUUUAUUGAUAGCUAACAACUAUCAUCUCCUUAAAAAAAUUUCACAUCCGAGGGUUUAUAAAUACAUUUGAUUCCGUACAGAGAUUUUAAUAGAAGAGGAAAACAAAUAAUCUCUUUCCUUCAAGAGUUCACAGUGUGUUUACUUAUCAAAUUAUCUCUCAGCGUCAGCAGAGUCAUCAUCCUUAACACUUACGAAAUCUCAUUUGAAUUUUAACCUCAGAUCUUGGUGCCAGCAGGAGAUGAGGACUGUGGGCAUUUCAGCAGGCCAACAGCUCUUAUGUAAAAUUCUGCUCAAGGAGCAUUUAUACUUGUCUCCCAAGGCCACAGAUGUUGCUUGCAAGGCAGGCAGGGCUACCAAGAGGAACCAGCAUGAGGGAAUGGAUUUUGAGCCAACUCUGUUGUAAUGCAGAGUUAACGGUGUGGUUUUGAGCCACAGAGACCAAGAGAUUUGGUAUUAGAUGUUCCUUAGGAUGGCUUUCACUUGCUCUUCUGGUGAAACAACGCUGAGAAAGUAAUGCUCUUCCCUGCCAAGCAUGUAUUUAGCAAUUGAAACUAAACUGCAUAUGGCAUGUGUGUGCAACUGAAUUGCAGCUGCAUGUUGCAGAAGGAAAUUGCUAAGGGAACUCUACUCUCAAGGAAAUGUUUACACAUGUCUGAAUCCCCCAGAUUACAUUCCCACAGAAGGAGUUGUGCUUAACCAUAAAAAAUGCUCCAGAUAGUAACUGGUCUGGACUGUAGGUCUUUUAAGAACCAGAAGGAAUGCUGCAAAAAGGACGGGCCAGGGCCUUCACUGAUGUGCAUUGAUGUAAUUUCCUGAGCUUUCUGUGGUUUCUGGAUUUCUGAGGGAGAUGCCUCUCUAGCAGCACAGAGGAAUGGUCUGGGCCUUUUAAGAUGAUCAUGAUCAGUAAAGCAAUGUUUUUAAAACUUCGUGGCUGUAACUAAAGGCAUUUUACAUGCUCAGAGUAUGCUUAUGAUGUGGUGCCUUUAAUAGAAAAGGUUUCCUAGUGGUCAGUGUUGAUGCAGAAGGAAACUUCCUCAUGUUUUGUUCAGUUUGCCUUCUCUGUAUCCCUCCUGCAGAGCCUGUUGUGCUCCUUGGAGUCUGCCCAGAUCCCAGCAGGACCAGGCUCCUAUAGUCCAUAGAUCAAACUUAAAGAUAUUCUGGCCCCAUGUGAGGACAUGGAUUGUUUCCUGUCCUCUUAGGAGGGAACAAAGAUGUGGUUUCAGCUUUGGAGAGCGUCGGGACUGAACAAACCCUGCUUUGUUAAGGCAAUACCUUAAUGACAUUUUACACUUAAUUAGUCAAAUAAUUGUGACCAAGGUGGCCCAGCCAUCGCUGCCUCCCUGCUCUGCUCCACAACAGAUGCUCUGUUGACUUGUCUUCCCUGAAGGCCACUGUGGAGGUGAAGUGUUUGCCAUCCAUGAGAAUUCCUUUAUUUUGAGAACACGAUCUUAUUUAGACUUCUUCAGUUGCUGCAGUCUUGUAAGGUCGUGUUCUGUGGGAUUGGAGACCAUGUGUAGCUCCGCAAAUAGCUGAGCAAACCUCUGCUCCUGAACUGCUUCUUGGUCACAGCAACCUGAGACUGACUCACUCACACUUUGUGAGGGUGAAGACUUUGAUUAGAUUUUGAUGAAUUGCCCAGAUUCAGGGAUAGCAGGACCACCCCUGCACGUGAGGAGUCCCCUUCUGCCUUACUAUCCUUAAAGGUGCCUUGUCCUGGUUCCUGCCAGGACAAAUUCCAAGCUGCUGUUUGGCUUUCAGAUAUAACUAUGCACCAAAGCUGAAAGACUCCAUUAUCCCUGGAGACAGGAGGGAGAAUGUGAUUUCCUGGUGUGAGACAAAGAAAAUGGUUUUCUUUUCUUUAUCCUGUGAGCUCUCUGUCAGUAAUCCUGAGGUGUGUAUGCGUGUGUGUGCUUUUAUUUCUGCCUGAACACAAAUUGCUCUAAUUAGCAGGGAGGAUUAUUGUAUUUUUAUAUGCUAAACCAUUUUAUUAAUUACCUUAAUAAAAAGAAAGAUGAACUCUGAACCUCGCUGCCAUCCACUCCAGUACAAUCCAGUAUCGCCGAUGCGAACGUAUCCGCCUCCAGGUUAAAACCUUGUGCUUAGAGUAACCAGCCACUCCAGUGAGGAAGUGUUUGUGCCACGUGGGUGUGCUGAUCCUUGUGCACAGCAGUAGCUGUUCCUCUUUUAGAGCUGUGGGUUUCACCCCUGUGACUCUGCAUCAGCCUUUCCCUCGUCUCCUGAGAACAGAUGUGUGUGCACAUAUGCAAAAAAAAAAGACCAUACAGCUGUGUCUGGGGGUGUGUGACCCUGGGGCAGAUGUUACAGGUGUUACAGAUGUUUGUUGUGUGCUGUACCCUUCGGAGUAAGAGCUCCCUGCCUACCUGGGGAGCAGCCAGUCCUGUGACUCAGGCUGGGAUGGUUUGUUGCGUUAGGAGGGUGACACAAAUGGAUGCUCUCAUUUUCCCUUCUCUCCUGGAGUGUGUAUUUGUUCUCUCUUUGUGUAGCUUCUCAAUCUAAAAUAAAACCCACCCCAAACAGAA
Hirundo rustica (Barn swallow) is the source of this 9560-nucleotide messenger RNA. It is a transcript of the gene SLC1A4, whose product is annotated as solute carrier family 1 member 4. The transcript has 8 exons. Gene Ontology annotation, biological process: L-serine transport; L-glutamate transmembrane transport. Lineage: Eukaryota; Metazoa; Chordata; Aves; Passeriformes; Hirundinidae. The coding region runs from base 1 to 1599 and encodes 532 amino acids. Gene Ontology annotation, molecular function: symporter activity; L-aspartate transmembrane transporter activity; L-alanine transmembrane transporter activity. The record is from RefSeq and is a predicted model, not a curated record. Gene Ontology annotation, cellular component: plasma membrane.